Drepanopeziza brunnea f. sp. 'multigermtubi' MB_m1 is the source of this 951-nucleotide messenger RNA. RefSeq lists its product as uncharacterized. The record is from RefSeq and is a predicted model, not a curated record. Lineage: Eukaryota; Fungi; Ascomycota; Leotiomycetes; Helotiales; Drepanopezizaceae. Gene Ontology annotation, cellular component: mRNA cleavage and polyadenylation specificity factor complex.
AUGGAUGUCGAUGAAGAUGAUGACUUCUAUGCUGAUGAGAAAGGGGGGGAGGAGACUACUCAAGAACCCGAAAAAGCUGCAGAAACCCCUCAAACGACUGCCAAGCCGGCGCAGGAUGAUGGAGAUCUCGAGGAGGGCGAGGAGGAAGACGAGGCGGACGAGGAUGGGAGCGAUUCAGACAUAGAUAUCAUCACCGAGCGAAAAGAUGGAUUAAAAGCUCCCCCGCCUUCCCAGCCCAAAUAUAACGAGAUUCGAAAUAUCAACACAAGGACGACUUCGAGCGAUGUAGUUACGAAGCCUGCUGUGGUAAAAAAGGAAUCCUCUACAAAGACCGCUGCGCUGCCCACUGGAGGUGCUGAUCUCCCAGGCAUCUCAACUUCCAAGAUUGAUGUCAACGCGAAGCCCAUCUAUGAACCUGCAGGGAAGCCAAUCACCCAAGUCAACAUCGACGAAGAUCUGAACGAGAACGACAAACCUUGGCGCCGACCUGGCACAGACGUCAGCGACUUCUUCAACUACGGCUUCGACGAGUUCACAUGGGCACUUUACGCAAGCAAGCAAGAAACUAUUCGCUCCGAAUUCAGCUCUACGAACCAGAAGAAGAUGAUGGAAGAUAUGAUGAUGAUGUCGAUGGGCAUGCCGGGUAUGGUCCCCGGAGCUGCGGGCGGGGCUGGUAUGCCAGGUAUGCCAGGUAUGGAGGGCAUGACACCCGAGAUGAUGCAGCAGAUGCAAGCUAUGAUGGCUGCGGGUAUGGAUCCGAGUCAAAUGGGUGAUCCUUCUGCGAUGUUUGGUCAGGGAGCUGCGGGUGGUGCGCAAGGUGGGAACCAGGGGUUUGGGGGCCAGGGUUUUGGUCAGGGCCAGAAUCAGUAUGGGUAUGAUCAGGGCGCCGACAACAGGAAUCGUGGUGGGAACUUUGGGAGGGGACGCGGCGGGAGGAGAGGCGGGUGGUAG